Molecule: messenger RNA, 570 nt
Organism: Rotaria sordida
Lineage: Eukaryota; Metazoa; Rotifera; Eurotatoria; Philodinida; Philodinidae
Source: the annotation of a GenBank genome assembly
AUGACUGCAGCUAGUGGAAGAACGAGAAAAGAUGCACCUCUAUCUCCGUCUCGUUUCGCAUUCGGUGGUAAAACAAAACCUCUAUCUGAAUUGAUGUUCAAGAAAUACGAUGUAGAUAACAAUGGAUCGAUUUCUUGCAAUGAACUUCGUUCUCUGUGCUAUGAUCUGGGUUAUUACCUUUCCGAUGAUGAAAUAGCUUGGGCAUGGACAGUAAUGGAUAAAGAUGGCAGCGGAACGAUUGAUUAUAAUGAGUUCACUGAAUGGUGGAGGACAUCAUCUCGUUUCGAAUAUUUGAAAAUGCCGAACGAGCAACAAGCACAUCUUCUUGGUCGAGUGAUCGAAAUUUUUCGUUCAUACGAUAAAACCAAUACAGGGACUCUCGAUCGAGCUCAAUUCACUGCUAUGAUACAGGAUCUCGUUGAAGAAGGUAUUCUAAAUGGUAGCGGACAUCUAGCAUGUGAAUUUGAUGAAAUCGAUCGUAGUCAUGAUGAACGAAUCAAUAUUAAUGAGUUAAUCGCCUGGUUAAUAAACAUUCGUGUACUUGGCAAUGACACUAUUGAAAAAUCUUAG